This is a messenger RNA of Adineta ricciae, 726 nucleotides long. The record is from the annotation of a GenBank genome assembly. Lineage: Eukaryota; Metazoa; Rotifera; Eurotatoria; Adinetida; Adinetidae.
AUGUCCCUUCAUUAUCUUUAUGGAUAUUUGUACCCUCAUCUAUCAUUCAAUGUUCGGUCAUGUCGUCUAAGAGCUUAUAUUCUUUACAUUUGCGGCUAUACGUUUUUCCAUUCAUUUUCAAUCCAAGCGAUCUAUCGUAUCUGUCGAAUUCUUUAUCCGUUACAAACGACGCGCCAACCAUUUAGUUUGUAUGUUGUCAUUUCAAUAGGUCAAUGGAUUCUGUCUGCAGUGGAAUUGUUUCCAAGUUUGAUCAUAGGCGACAUUCAAUAUUUACCAUAUAACUUUUAUUGCCAAUUCUCGCCAGCAAAUAUGCGUGGAUCGUUAACAGUCUGUCUAGUUGGAUUCCUUUUUCCGUUCACUAUUAUGGCCUGUUGCUAUUUCCAUACGAUAUUUUAUGUUCGAAAGAAUAGUUCAACUAUUGUUACUUUCAAGCAGCGAGUUCGCGUUCGUCGAGAUUUGACUAUUUUAAAACGUAUAGUUCGUUUACUAUCAGUUCUUUCGUCAAGUGCUAUACCACACGCUGUUUUCCCUAUUGUUUACCUUAUCUAUGGUAAACUUCCAACAUGGUUAGUGCCGUUGGAAUGGGUUUUAACUAUUGUUGCUCUGAUUAUCACUUCAAUUUUUAUACCAUACCUGGCGCCUCAUAUGAAGAAAAUGUACAAUCGAAAGCAUUUGAAGAAUUUGUUAUUACUCAGAACAAAUAAACAGAUUUGUGCGAAAGACUGA